AUGUCUUCAAUAACAUCUUCUGAACAAGUUCCACUUGACAAAGUCGAGAUACUUGAGCAACGUCGUCUUUUAGUCAAACAUAAAAUGCGUCUGUGCUUAAGAGAUGUUAUGCUACUCAACGAGUACAAUUUAAUGAAACCAUUGAUCGAAGCUCUUGAACGAAAUUGUCAAGAUGACGAAUUGGAUGUAUUCAUUGCAUCUUACAUAGCUCAUUUGGAGCACAAGGAUAUUGAAGAUGCAAAAAUGCAGGAAGAAAUGGCACAAGAGGCAAGAUUAUACAGAGAAGCACAAGGUGUUGACAAUGCAGAGAAUAAUAGCAAUAGUGAAGAAAUGGAGACUGAUCAUUGA
This is a messenger RNA of Adineta ricciae, 348 nucleotides long. NCBI's taxonomy places the organism in Eukaryota, Metazoa, Rotifera, Eurotatoria, Adinetida, Adinetidae. The record is from the annotation of a GenBank genome assembly.